This is a messenger RNA of Macrosiphum euphorbiae (potato aphid), 663 nucleotides long. Lineage: Eukaryota; Metazoa; Arthropoda; Insecta; Hemiptera; Aphididae. The record is from the annotation of a GenBank genome assembly.
AUGUGCCGUUGCAGGUGCGAGAAAACCUUGGAAAAGCUUUUCGAGGGCGCCGUGGUGGGCAGCAAAGUGGCGCGCAUGAUCAGCGGCCGGUGGACGGACUCUGGGGCCACCGUCGCCGAAAACCGAACCGCGCUGGGAUUCUACAUGGACCGGGCGACUCGCGCGCGACUCCGGCUUGACGGCCGCCGAAUGCAGGACGUCUGGAUGCGGUCGUACCGGGCGGCGCCCGUCAUGGUGGCCGCGGCCACGGGAGACGUGGCCGCCGUGGCCAUGCUGUUGCGGUACGGCCCGGACGAGCGGUCGGUGCGCGCGGCCAUCGGGUACCUGCGCCGCCGUUCCGCCGACCGGGACCGCGGUCCGCCGUUCCCCGAUCGCGUCCAGUCGUGUCUGGAACUGCUACUCAGGGCCGUCGCCUGCGAGGGCGGCGGUCGCUGCAGUGUCAGUGGCGACGAGGACCGCUGCGGCGGCGAGUACGGUAGUAGCGACGAUUACGGAGGAUGCGGCAACAGCGGCGUCAAAGUCGUUCCGGUACCGCCGACACUGCUGCACCUGGCCAGGUGCGCCGUGCGCAACGCGUUGCACCAAAACUUCAAUCUACCGCACGGCAUACCGCAGUUACCCGUGCCCAGGUCAUUGGUAUCGUAUUUAGACCUCGAGUGUUGA